Chironomus riparius is the source of this 219-nucleotide messenger RNA. Lineage: Eukaryota; Metazoa; Arthropoda; Insecta; Diptera; Chironomidae. The record is from the annotation of a GenBank genome assembly.
AUGAAGACCGAAGAUAUAUCAAAGCUUGCAAAUGAUGAACUUUAUAAAUUGAGAGAAUCACAGCUGAUGACAAAUAUAGAGUUAAAAAUGCAGUCUGGAAAGAUUCAAGAACUUGAUAAUGACAAAAUAAAGUUACAGAAAAAUACUCACGAAAUGCAGUUAAUGAUGGAUAACUUAAUGAGAACGAAUGCCGAGUUAGAAUCAGACACUGAAAGAUAA